Messenger RNA from Lachancea mirantina, 996 nucleotides. Lineage: Eukaryota; Fungi; Ascomycota; Saccharomycetes; Saccharomycetales; Saccharomycetaceae. The record is from the annotation of a GenBank genome assembly.
AUGUCCAUUUAUGGAGUGGAGAAUGUCAGUCCAGUCAACCCUCUCUCUUACGUUGGUUUUGACACCAUCACUAGCCAGAUAGAGCACCGUCUGUUAAAGAGAGGAUUUCAGUUUAAUAUCAUGGUUGUCGGGCAUUCUGGUCUCGGUAAAAGUACAUUGAUCAAUACGCUUUUUGCAUCCCAUUUGAUUGACUCUGCCACCGGACGUGAUAUCACGAAAGAGCCCAUUAGUAAGACAACAGAAAUUAAAGUGUCAUCGCAUACUUUGAUGGAGGAUCGCGUCAAAUUGAACGUGAAUGUCAUUGACACACCGGGAUUUGGGGAUCAAAUUAACAACGAAAAAGUGUGGGAACCUAUUGUCAAAUACAUCAAAGAGCAGCACUCUCAGUUUCUGCGCAAGGAACUUACAGCUCAGCGUGAGAGAUACAUCGCUGACACCCGUGUGCAUGCCUUGUUAUAUUUCAUUGAGCCAAACGGCGACGGGUUAACGGCUCUCGAUGUAGCGGCCCUAAGAAGGCUUACCGAAAUUGCAAAUGUCAUUCCUCUGAUCGCGAAAGCCGACACUUUAACCACAGACGAAAGGCUUGCCUUUAGAGAAAAAAUACAGGACCAAUUCAAGGAAAACAACUUUAGAAUUUAUCCCUAUGAUCUGGAAGAUCUGACGGUGGAAGAGUUGGAACUUAACGAAAGUAUCAGAUCAAUCAUACCUUUUGCGGUGGUUGGAUCAGAGAAAGAAAUCACCGUCAAUGGAGAACUAGUUCGUGGUCGGAAAACACGGUGGGGAGCCAUUAAUGUUGAAGAUAUUAAUCAAUGCGAGUUCGUUUAUCUUCGGGAGUUCUUGAUCAGAACACACUUGCAAGACUUGAUCGAAACAACUUCUAUGGUUCACUAUGAAGGAUUUAGAGCAAGACAAUUAAUUGCACUCAAAGAAAACGCGAACACCAGAAAUUCAGCUGCACACAUGUCUCAAAAUAUGAGUUCCCUUCCUCAGCGUUAG